UGACACGGACUUUAGGUGAGACGAAUGUCCGUUUAGUUCGCUACGACUUGACUACGGAUAGACGGAUGGCUGGCGGGACGUCACCUGCAUUUAUUCUUUCACGCCGAAUAUGAUAGCGGCCGUACGUCGGGUGACGCGCCGAGGAAUUUUGUAGGCGAUCUGAGUUAUAAAUAUCGGAAUAAAAACGUACCGCGCCAUUUAAAUUUGGAUUCGCACCGAGCAGCAACAGCGGCAACGGCAACAACGACAACGACAAAAGAAGCAGCCGCCGGCUCGUGGGGCAGGAACGAGGGUUAUUUUGAAACGUCUGGAAGAUCUUUUAUGUCGGAUUCAGCGCGAAUCGCGUUCAACGUGUGCACGAUUGACGAGAAUCUCAUCGCGUGAUCCACCUUCGCUGUAAACCGAUCGAUAAUGGGGAUAAUAUUGUCCAGAUUUCGGAAAAAGAAGACCACUAUUGAAGUUUUAGAGAAUCUUGAUGCACAAAUCAAAGAAAUCCAACAAUAUGGACAAACUACGGAACAAAAACAUAAAAAGAUAGUAGGGACUAUCAUCAUUUAUGGAGUUGUUCUGUAUGUUAUGAUAGCAUUCAUCUUUUACUUCUGCUUCUUCCCAGCUUCAUUAUAUGAUCAACUCUUCUAUAUAACACCAUUAUUAUUUUUUCCAAUUUUGAUACUUUUAACAAAGAAAAUGGUUUCAUGGUAUUAUAAUCGUAAAAUUACUCAUAAUCAAGAAAAACUAUCCACGAUUAUAGGAGAGAAAAAGAAGAUAUUGAAUGAAGUUAUUGAAACAGAAACGUAUAAGAAAGCUAAAGAAAUAUUGUUAAAAUUUGCACCAGAUGAAUUAAACAUGUCACCUUUAAGUCCAAAGCUUACUACAAAAUUCCCUGCACCGUCUGAAACACCUCGACGUCCUAUUCCACAAAUCGCAGUCACCCCUUUACCAGUUUCUGGCGACUUAAGAAAAAGAGUUUUAUCUACACAGAAUCAGCCACAAAAUAUAUUACAAAAUCAGCCGCAAAGUACACAAAGUGGUGCCUCUGGUAUACCGACACCAAGUGGUGGGCCAUCUAAACAACUUUCAAAUACUCCUUAUCAAAUUAGUUCUAAAACAAUUAGUCCUGUCCCAUAUGUAGGUUUUCGAUCACCUUUACCACGACCUGUGUUGUCACAACAGAGGAGUGUGAUUGAUCGUUUGGUCGAUUACUUAGUAGGUGAUGGCCCUUCAAACCGCUAUGCAUUAAUUUGUCGACAAUGUGAAUCACACAAUGGAAUGGCUCUAAAAGAAGAAUUCGAAUAUUUUGCAUACCGAUGUUGUUACUGUGGUUUUUGGAAUCCUGCAAGGAAACAAAAACCUUCUGCUCCUAAAUUGGAUGUCGAUAAUAGUAGCUUUGUUGCAACUUCGAAUACAUCUGAACUUAUGUCCUGCACUGCAGAAGAAGAGCAAGUAAAACAUACUGAAUUGGAAACAUGCACACAAUCAGAUACAGAUUCAGAUAUAGAAGUAGUUGAAAGGCCAGGUGAAACAACUGAAGCCACAGAGUCAGACUUGAAGCAAUUAUUAGAUGAGAAUGAAUCAUCUGAGAAGACAGAGACGUGACGUACUCAUGAAUUGUAUAUUUAAAUAAAUAACCCGAAAGUGAAGAUAUUUCUAAAUCGGAAUUUCAAGUAAGCUUAAACUCGAUUAAAGAAAAGCAAUUUGAGGAAGUGAUUAAGAGAAAAUAGGCAAAUAAAAUAUAAAAAGCGAACCAUAAAAUUUUCUUUACAUAUAAGGGAGAACGAGACUUUUAGAAGAGAAAUUAAAAUGCAAAAUAUCUUCUGUUAAUGAUAUUAAUGUCAAUUGAGAUGUUACAUUGAAAACUGUUGCUAUAACAUAGAAAUAGCAUAAAUAUAUAAUUAUCAGUGAUUAUAUAUAUAUAUAUGUACUUCACAAAAUAUGUACAACUUCCCUGCAUUACCUAAUUUUUGAAUGUUA
This is a messenger RNA of Harpegnathos saltator (Jerdon's jumping ant), 1971 nucleotides long. It is a transcript of the gene Lnpk, whose product is annotated as zinc-ribbon metal-binding protein lunapark. Gene Ontology annotation, cellular component: endoplasmic reticulum tubular network. The transcript has 9 exons. Gene Ontology annotation, biological process: endoplasmic reticulum tubular network organization. NCBI's taxonomy places the organism in Eukaryota, Metazoa, Arthropoda, Insecta, Hymenoptera, Formicidae. Bases 412 to 1596 code for a protein of 394 amino acids. The record is from RefSeq and is a predicted model, not a curated record.